Molecule: messenger RNA, 1448 nt
Organism: Nanorana parkeri
Lineage: Eukaryota; Metazoa; Chordata; Amphibia; Anura; Dicroglossidae
Product: RAF proto-oncogene serine/threonine-protein kinase-like
Exons: 11
Biological process (GO): signal transduction
Source: RefSeq, a predicted model, not a curated record
GCCAUUGGGCAGCGACACGGGGAGAGGUCCCGAGCAGGGGGUUGGGCGGCAUAUGAACUCCUCUGUAGUUGUGUUAGGAUCCUCCCCGUUCUCUAGUGAUGUUUAUUAAUGGACGCGUCCAACCCCCCCCCCCCCCCCUCAGCUAUGCGCGGCUCCGAGCUCCUGGGACAGUGAGACUCGGGAGUGACUGAGCUGCUUGUGUGUCCGCUUUUCCGCUCUGAGCAACGCCGCCGGAUAUGUUCUGAUUCCUCUGGAACUUCUGUGCUCGGGACUCCGGAGCUGCGGCUGAGGUUAUUGAUUAUCAAUGGAGCAUAUUCAAGGCGCGUGGAUGAAGAUCAGCAAUGGAUUUGGGUUAAAGGACUCUGUAUUUGAUGGACCUAGCUGUAUGUCCCCAACUAUUGCUCAGCAGUUUGGUUAUCAGAGGCGGGCAUCUGAUGAUGGCAGGCUGGGUGACGCUUCAAAAGCAAGCAAUACUAUUCGUGUCUACCUACCCAAUAAGCAGAGGACAGUGGUGAAUGUUCGAAAUGGCAUGACCCUUCAUGACUGCCUGAUGAAAUCGCUAAAGGUGAGAGGACUCCAGCCAGAGUGUUGUGCAGUUUUCCGCCUUCUGCUGGACUCCAAAAGCAAGAAGCAUCGGCUGGACUGGGCUACGGACGCCAUGUCAUUAAUUGGAGCGGAGCUUCAAGUGGAUUUCUUGGAUCAUGUCCCGCUUACUACCCAUAAUUUUGUACGAAAGACUUUCCUGAAGCUGGCUUUUUGUGACAUCUGUCAGAAAUUCCUUCUGAACGGUUUCCGUUGUCAGACGUGCAUGUACAAGUUCCAUGAACACUGCAGCACCAAGGUGCCGACCAUGUGUGUGGACUGGAGCAAUGUCCGGCAGCUACUAUUGUUUCCAAACCCUAGUAAUACAGACAGUGGCAUGCCUGCAUUACCAUCCCUCACCAUGCGGCGGAUGCGAGAAUCAGCCCGUGGCUCAACCAGUUCCCAGCACCGAUAUUCUACCCCUCAGCCCUUCAACUUUUCAACACCAAAUCCAUCUUCUGAGGGUUCUUUCUCUCAAAGGCAGCGGUCCACUUCAACACCCAAUGUCCACAUGGUCAGCACCACAAUGCCAGUGGACAGCAGGAUGAUUGAGAAUAACUGGCUCAAUACUUCUCCCAAGUCCCGGGGCAGACGUUUUUGUUUGUGGGGCAGAGAUGCUGUAAGAAUUCACAGUGAAUCAGGGAGUCCUAAUAAUUUGAGUCCCACUGGGUGGUCUCAGUCCAAAACCCCAGCUCCAACUCACAGAGAGAAGUCCGCAGUUUCCAGCAGCCAGGAGAAAAACAAGAUUCGCUCCCGGGGACAGAGAGAUUCCAGCUACUAUUGGGAGAUCGAGGCCAGCGAGGUGAUGCUAUCUUCAAGAAUAGGAUCAGGAUCAUUUGGGACAGUGUAUAAAGGCAAAUGGCAUG